This is a messenger RNA of Colossoma macropomum (tambaqui), 1571 nucleotides long. It is a transcript of the gene adsl, whose product is annotated as adenylosuccinate lyase. The record is from RefSeq and is a predicted model, not a curated record. Lineage: Eukaryota; Metazoa; Chordata; Actinopteri; Characiformes; Serrasalmidae. The coding region runs from base 1 to 1449 and encodes 482 amino acids. Gene Ontology annotation, biological process: 'de novo' AMP biosynthetic process. The transcript has 13 exons. Gene Ontology annotation, molecular function: N6-(1,2-dicarboxyethyl)AMP AMP-lyase (fumarate-forming) activity; (S)-2-(5-amino-1-(5-phospho-D-ribosyl)imidazole-4-carboxamido) succinate lyase (fumarate-forming) activity. Gene Ontology annotation, cellular component: cytosol.
AUGGAGGGGUCCGGGGAAGAGUUUUUGAAAUAUCGUUCACCGCUGGUAUCCCGGUACGCAAGCAAAGAGAUGGCUUUUAACUUCAGCGACAAAAAGAAGUUCACGAUUUGGCGCACGCUUUGGAUCUUCCUCGCCAAGGCAGAGAAGGUCUUGGGGCUGCCCAUCACAGAUGCUCAGGUGAGUGAGAUGGAGGCUCAUGUGGAAGAUAUCGACUUUGCCAUGGCGGCUGAAGAGGAGCGAAAGCUUCGGCAUGACGUUAUGGCCCAUGUUCACACCUUUGCCAACUGCUGCCCCACUGCUGCUCCUAUUAUCCACCUCGGUGCUACUUCCUGUUACGUGGGAGACAAUACGGACCUGAUUAUGCUACGGGAUGGCUUUGACAUCCUGUUGCCAAAGUUGGCCCGUGUUAUUGACCGAUUGGCUAACUUUGCGGAUAAAUAUGCUGACCUGCCAACUCUGGGCUUCACCCACUAUCAGCCGGCUCAGUUGACUACGGUAGGGAAGCGUGCCUGUUUGUGGCUUCAGGAUUUGCUGAUGGAUAUGAGGAACCUGCAGAGAGCUAGAGAUGAUCUGCGUUUCCGAGGGGUCAAAGGCACCACAGGCACCCAGGCCAGCUUCCUGCAGCUCUUCCAGGGCGACCAUGAUAAGGUGGAGCAGCUGGACAGGAUGGUCACUGAGAUGGCUGGUUUUAAAAAGUCUUACUUGGUCACAGGACAAACAUAUAGCCGUAAAGUGGACAUUGACUCUCUGUCUGUGCUGGCCAGCUUAGGAGCCACUGUACACAAGAUCUGUACUGAUAUUCGUCUGCUGGCUAACCUGAAAGAGAUUGAAGAACCAUUUGAGAAAGAGCAAAUAGGUUCCAGCGCUAUGCCCUAUAAGAGGAACCCAAUGCGUGCUGAGCGCUGCUGCAGUCUGGCUCGCCACCUGAUGGCACUGGUGUCUGAUCCUCUACAGACUGCUUCAGUGCAGUGGCUGGAAAGAACUCUUGACGACAGUGCAAACAGGAGAAUCUCUCUGCCUGAGUCCUUCCUCACAGCUGACAUCAUCCUCAGUACUCUGCAGAACAUUACUGAGGGUCUAGUGGUCUACCCUAAGGUGAUUGAGAGGCAUAUUCGUUAUGAACUGCCCUUUAUGGCAACAGAGAACAUCAUCAUGGCCAUGGUGAAGGCAGGAGGAAACCGACAGGACUGCCAUGAGAAGAUCCGGGUGUUGUCCCAGCAGGCAGCAGCGGUGGUUAAGCAGGAGGGAGGGGAUAAUGAUCUUCUGGCUCGAGUGCAGGCUGACCCCUACUUCACCCCUAUACUCAACCAGCUAGAUACUCUUCUGGACCCCAAAACUUUCAUAGGCCGAGCCCCACAACAGGUGGCCAGGUUUCUUGCAGAAGAAGUCAAGCCUGUCCUCGAGCCUUAUAAGAGCAAAAUGGAUGUUAAGAUUGAGCUGGAGCUUUAAGGCAACCAAAUUUUUUUGUAACAUCAAUACUGAAUGUCAGUAUCUGAAUUGUAAUGAGGGUUGUUGUCAUGUUUAUACAAAAUAAUGUGUAUACAAUAAACCUUGUAGUUUUGUUGAGCAUC